AUGGUUGCUGUCUGUGGUCAACCAUCCACCAUGGCUGAUAGAGAACUGCAUUGCCUACCACCGGCGCGCGAUCUUGGUUGGGGUCAAGUACCUGAGCCGUUACAUAUACGCAAGCAAUCAUCCGAGUAUAGCGGGAGUCGAACGUAUGGUCACUCGCGGAGAUCGAGCACGCAGAGCGAUGCAACCGAUGCGAGCUUCGAGAGCCUACCUGAGCUUCCUGAGGCUGAUGUCCCGUUGACGAUUGCCAAACGAAGGGACAAUCCCAGCGCGCAAUCGACGAAUCCUCCUACGCCUGAUGGUUCUUGCCAGUUCAGGAGUGCUUUGAGGCCAAAUGAUGUAGGAAACAUCGCGCCAACUAUACCGCCCAAGUCAACACAGCGGCGAUCCACCUCUUGCAAUGCCAGACGACACCCCCGGGCACGAUCCCCUCCAUUAACCCGGGCUUUCUACUUGGGGAGUAGCAGGAGCUUUCGAAGACGGGGACAGGUUUUGGAUGGGAGUGCGGAUCAGGAUCAAGAGCAUGGUUGGCGGGACACAACACCUGUCGUGCCGACGGCGUCUGACGGGCACCGUUUGCGCAACGCGAGGAGUCUGUUUCAGUUGGCGAGAACGGCGGAUGGGAUGAAUGGCAUGAAUAGCAUUGUUGAGCCGCCGAGGUCUCCGAUGCCACCCGAGCCGGAUAGCGCGAGGAAUUCGCCCGAUGAGGUAGGGGCGGCACCGGAUCCGUUGGUCUUGGUUCCGAGGAUUGUGGUGACACCGGAGCACAAGGCUUUGGAUGAGGGGGCGGUGAGUUUAUGGGCGGCGGUGCAGCUUUCGACGCAGAUUUCGAGGGCAAAUGUGCCGGAUCAGUUGGGGGGUUGUGGGUUAGUUGGGGAGCAUGGGCAUGAGCCUUCGCCGGCGGAUUUGUUUCGGUAUGGGUGUUUGUAUGAUGUUUCGUUGGAGAUACUGCCGACGAGUAGGAGUUCGAUUAUUGAGGUUGUGGAUGAUAAGGCUUGCGCAAUAAGCACACUGUACCCUGGAUCACGCUUGCUCGUUGUAGCUCAUGUCCGCCUGCUACCAUCGGCGAAUGCACAUCGUCUUCGCCGUAAGGCUCAUCAAAGCUCUGAUGAUCUCAUAGAGGACCUCGAGCACCACCUUGGUAGCACCAUGACAGAGUAUCUCCGGGUCCGUGUAACAUAUCGACACUCUGGAUUUCCUCAGCAGCAGCAACAACAAACGCGAAAUAUGACCAUGAAAAACGGCUCCAGUGACGGCAUCGCUAACGUCCAGACAUCAAUUCAAACUACUGCCAUGGCAGUAAUCAAACGUCACAACUCAUCUUCGCCAUGGUCUCCACGACCCCGGGCUCCGCAGCCGAAUCCGAUAUUUAAGAUUAUUGCUUCGCACUGGGGAGUGCAGAGCGCAAACGAGGUGAUGCAAAGGAUUAUCAGCUCAAAACCGUUGACGGCAAGAAAGGGAGCUAUUUCGCCGCCGCUACUGGGCCCCUUGGGUAUUUUGACCGGAGGGAGGUUAACGCCAAUUCUGGUUAGUCCUGAGGAGAGUGGAGAGGAGGAUCAUGACCGUGGUCGAUUUAGCGAGGAUCAUACGAGGGAGGAUUCGCAUAGCGAGGAGAUGGUGCGCCCUCGACAGCAGCAGGACAUUCCUGCUUUGGGUUCUACUCCGCCGACAAGUAUGGCGCCUCCUGUACCACCUACUAUACCAAAACGGCAGACGAGUUUGAGGCAGGUGCCUGUUGACCAAUCUCAGGCACAACAGGAAGUGCAACAGCCGCAACAGAGACAUUUGAGGAGUGACACCAAAGAUAUUGCAAAGAUGAUCAAGAUAGGGUCUUGGCCUGAGUCGCCCCGGACUUCGGGCGGUAGUGAUACUGGUGGGAAUGAUGAUGGGGUAGUAGCUCAGGAAACCCCGUCUUCGAUAUUAAUGGCUACGCCUGCUACUACAAGUACUAAUCGGACUACGUAUCGGUCGAGUAAAGUGAGGGGGUUGCCGAGUAGUUUGAAGAUGAGUGGUGGUGGUGGUAGUGGUGUUGAGUCACCGCAGAUCAUGCCGAUGUCGAUUCAGGAGGUGGGGGAAGUACCGAGGGAUAGUGUGGGAAGUACAAGUUCGGGUGGUAACAGUGAGGAGAGGGAGAGGCCGUCGUAUCAGUCUUAUCAGUCUUUGUUGGGAAGGAGGAGGUCAUUGGGGGGUGAUGGGUCUAGUGGGAAGGAGGGGAGGGGAGAUAGGGGGAGGGAUAGUAGGGAUAGUAGGGAUAAUAGGGAUAGUAGGGAGAGCAGAGGGAGCGGGGGGAGGCCGUCUACUUCUGGAGGACUGGGAGGGGAGAAGAUUUUUGGGAGUCUUGUGAGGGGUAUUGAGAGCGGUGGUGGGAAUGGCGGGAUGGGGAGGAGGGUGAGUAAGAAGGAGAAGGAGAAGGAGAAGGAUAAGGAACGGGGGUGGGGGGGUUGGUCGGGGUGGUGGCAGUGA
Messenger RNA from Podospora bellae-mahoneyi, 2460 nucleotides. RefSeq lists its product as uncharacterized. The transcript is spliced from 4 exons. The record is from RefSeq and is a predicted model, not a curated record. The coding region runs from base 1 to 2460 and encodes 819 amino acids. Lineage: Eukaryota; Fungi; Ascomycota; Sordariomycetes; Sordariales; Podosporaceae.